AUGAAAUUAUCUGUCAAAAUGUUGCUACUACUUUUUUGCAUCUUGUUGACUUAUAGUAACACAGAAGGAAAAACAACAGGAAAACCAAUAAAUGAAAAGGAUUUGGAUAAGGUUCGUCUCGAUCAAAAGGGAUUUGAUAAGGUCAAAACAAUUCACACAAAUUGGUAUGUGCACUCGAUGAAAGCGCUCAUUGCUCAACUGUCAAGGAAUCUCUUGCCGAAACUGAACGAUGGUAAGAAAGUCAAUAGAGCACACUUAUUAAAUUUGAUUUCAGAUUUGAAAAACGAAUUCGCAGAGUGUUUGGAAAAGAUUCAUGAUAAGAAGGAUUUGGUGGAGUCGUCGAAAUGUGUGAUGCGAGCGCGCGAACAAUACAAAGUGCAGGCGAAGUGGACACGGAAAGGACCUAUCACCAAAUAUUCCGUGUCUGCAAUGAAGGCCAAACUCCGCAAAGAAGUCCAACAACCUAAGCCCACAAAAAUCAAUAUUCGAAAGUUGGAAACUCUCAAAAAGGCACUUCCAGAAAAUUUGAAAAUUUUCACCAAACAAUCCAAGCUCGAAAAGAAGAAGACUGCUCUGGAAAUAGCUAGAAACAUCCAUCGUGCUCGAAAACUUCCAUCCACAUCCGACGACGUGAUUAGCCAGAAAAUGAAGAUGUGGAAGAGCCAAAAACGAAUUGAGCUAUGCCAAAAUCGAGUGUCCUGCUCUCAGUCGAAAACUGAUUUGAUCAUGGAAUUCAAAAAGAAAUGGAGACGUCAUCAAAAGACGUCGAUUAGAAGUAAACGAAGUUUGACUCGUUUAGUCGUGGAUUCCGUUUCCAAAUCCGAUGGAAAUGCUCACGGAUUCUUUGUGAAGAAUAUGAAUCGAAUGCCGAAUUUGAGAACAAAGGAGAAGAGCCCAGUUGAGAGAGUUACAGGCUUGUUGAGAGCGUUUUUGACGAAUCAGACUGCAGCCGAUCCAUCCUGGGCCGACACCUACAAAGCACUAAUCAAUUUGAAAAAGAAAAUGGAUGAAAAAGAGAGAGAAUCUGGAGCGAGAGUUUAUAACGAACGGAUGUAUGAUUUGGUGUUGGAUGUGCCUCAAAAAGAAACCAAUGGCUUUGAAAUGUUUGAUAAGAAAAACAUGCCGGGACUUGUUCGUCAGGCUUUCGACCUUAUGGCAACUAUUGAUAAGUCUGGCAAAAGAAAGGGUGAUUCGAAUUUCAAAUUUUUGAGCCCUCGAUUCGCGUCUGUUAUGCCUGACAAAAACGAGAACCGCGGCCGGCUGUCUCCAUCGAUUCUGUCAUUCUACGCUGACGAGUCGGAAGACCAGAUUCUUCCGCUGCCAAAGAUGCUCGACGCAACUGGAAUGCGUGACAAGGAUCGUAACGACAUCAUGGAAUUAGUCAUGGAUGUUUCUGGAGUCAAAGGCAUCGUUCAUGAAUCGAUGAAAAUGUUGAAAGCCACAGACAUGCCUGAAUUGGAUUUAGCAAUGGAUAAGAACGCGCAGAAAUCGCUUCAAAUGGUUCAAGACAUUCAAAAAUCAUAUAACCAAAAACAAAAGAAGGAUAUGAAGAAUAAGGGGUUCUCUUUGAUGAGUCCAUUCCAGAUGGAAAAGUUGAUGACAGAACAAGGGAUUCUGGGAAGGGAUGAUAUUUUCAAUUUGAAAGAAUACGCAAUGAUGACGAUUGGACAGCGAAAGGAGAUGGUUUGGGAUAUGGUCAGAGGGAUUGCGUUUGGACUUACUGGAGCGCAAGCCCCUCAUUCUUUGCCACAAAGAAACUCAACCAGUGGUCGUGCUAAACGUCAAUCAUCGGUUUGGGGACCCCAUAUUCUGUCGCCAACAGUUCUUUCGCCGAUUCUCUUCACUCCCAUUUAUGGAUUGAAUGUUUUGGGACCAACGGUCCUUUCACCUGGUCUCUUCACCCCUCUGAUCCUCAACCCUGCCGUUCUCUCCCCGUACGUCUUCUCUCCAACUGUUGGAAUUCCUUUCAUCCUGUCCCCAUAUCUCCUAUCCCCUUAUGUAUUCUCUCCUCUGGUUAUGGCUCCUUUCAUUCUGAAUCCUUACGUUUUGUCUCCCAACGUCUUCAAUCCAUACGUGCUCUCUCCACUGAUCCUCUCGCCACUAGUCAUUUGUCCCGAUGUGGUGUCUCCUAUGACACUGGGUGGUGCUAUAUUGUCACCGGCUGUGUUGUCCCCAUCGAUUUUAUCCAAAUCUUAUAUUAUGGCCAAUGUGUUAUCACCAACUUUCUUGUCUUAA
Messenger RNA from Caenorhabditis briggsae, 2235 nucleotides. It is a transcript of the gene Cbr-mltn-9, whose product is annotated as Protein CBR-MLTN-9. Lineage: Eukaryota; Metazoa; Nematoda; Chromadorea; Rhabditida; Rhabditidae. The transcript is spliced from 10 exons. The record is from RefSeq and is a predicted model, not a curated record. The coding region runs from base 1 to 2235 and encodes 744 amino acids.